AUGGCCCAGCACAAUGUGGGGAUCAACAGGGAGUACGGAGACUGGGACUGGAGCGCGGACGCCGGGGAGCGGGCAAGGCUGCUGCAGAGCCCCAAUGUGGAGACCGGGCUGAAGAGCGACGAGGGGCAGAGACCCGGAGCGGGGACCACCUCCACCCUCGGGGCCGUCUUCAUUGUGGUGAACGCUGCCCUCGGGGCUGGGCUGCUCAACUUCCCUGCAGCCUUCAGCACUGCGGGCGGCGUGGCCGCAGGGAUCGCGCUGCAGAUGUCCCUGCUGGUGUUCAUUAUCGGAGGGCUGGUGAUCCUGGCUUACUGCUCGCGGGCCAGCAACGAGCGCACGUACCAGGAAGUGGUGUGGGCUGUGUGCGGCAAGGUCCCCGGCGUGCUCUGUGAGGUCGCCAUCGCCGUCUACACCUUUGGCACCUGCAUCGCCUUCCUCAUCAUCAUCGGGGACCAGCAGGACAAGAUCAUUGCUGCGCUGGUGAAGGAUCCCCAGGGGGCAGGGGGCAGCCACUGGUACGCAGACCGCAAGUUCACCAUCAGCAUCACGGCCUUCCUCCUAAUCCUGCCCCUCUCCAUCCCAAAGGAGAUUGGCUUCCAGAAAUACGCCAGCUCCCUGAGCGUGAUUGGCACCUGGUAUGUCACCGCUGUCGUCAUCAUCAAAUACAUCUGGCCUGACAAGGAGAUCACCCCAGGGCACAUCCCCACGCGCCCCUCCUCCUGGAUGGCCGUGUUCAACGCCAUGCCCACCAUCUGCUUCGGAUUCCAGUGCCACGUGAGCAGCGUGCCCGUCUUCAACAGUAUGAAGCGGCCCGAGGUGAAGCCGUGGGGAGCGGUGGUGACAGCAGCCAUGGUUAUCGCUCUCUCUGUCUACGCAGGGACAGGGAUCUGCGGGUUCCUGACGUUUGGCGCGAGCGUGGACCAGGAUGUGCUGCUGUCCUACCCCUCCGACGAUGUCCCCGUUGCCAUUGCACGGGCCUUCAUCAUCCUCUGCGUGCUGACGUCCUACCCCAUCCUGCACUUCUGCGGCAGGGCCGUGCUAGAGGGGCUCUGGCUACGCUACAAGGGGGAAACGGUGGAGGAAGAUGUGGUCCGCGAGAGGCGCCGACGUGUGUUCCAGACAGUCUGCUGGUUUCUCCUGACUCUCCUCCUGGCCUUGUUCAUCCCAGAUAUCGGCAAAGUCAUCUCUCUCAUCGGGGGCCUGGCUGCCUGCUUCAUCUUCGUCUUCCCGGGACUAUGCCUGAUUCAAGCCAAACUUUCUGAAAUCCAGGAAACCAGGUCAACCAGCUGGUGGGCGCUGGUCAGCUAUGGGACGUUUAUGGUCACGCUUGGAGCCUUCAUCUUUGGACAAACCACUGCCAAUGCCAUCUUUGUGGAUGUGAUGGCCUGACUCGUUCCACAGGACUGGUUGAUGCUGCCCUCCUUAGAAGUAGCUUUUCCUUUGGGACAGCCCGGGACUGAAGGAAAAAAUUGCUUUGGCUUCUGAUGUUUCCAAAAAGUUGGUUGGAGGGGAACACAUUCCUCUCCU
This is a messenger RNA of Emys orbicularis (European pond turtle), 1527 nucleotides long. It is a transcript of the gene SLC38A7, whose product is annotated as solute carrier family 38 member 7. Gene Ontology annotation, molecular function: L-asparagine transmembrane transporter activity; L-glutamine transmembrane transporter activity. The coding region runs from base 1 to 1389 and encodes 462 amino acids. The transcript is spliced from 10 exons. The record is from RefSeq and is a predicted model, not a curated record. Gene Ontology annotation, biological process: amino acid transmembrane transport. Lineage: Eukaryota; Metazoa; Chordata; Testudines; Emydidae.